This is a messenger RNA of Musca vetustissima, 1578 nucleotides long. It is a transcript of the gene HisRS, whose product is annotated as histidine--tRNA ligase, cytoplasmic. The transcript is spliced from 6 exons. Lineage: Eukaryota; Metazoa; Arthropoda; Insecta; Diptera; Muscidae. Gene Ontology annotation, biological process: mitochondrial translation; histidyl-tRNA aminoacylation. The record is from RefSeq and is a predicted model, not a curated record. Gene Ontology annotation, molecular function: histidine-tRNA ligase activity; ATP binding. Gene Ontology annotation, cellular component: mitochondrion. The coding region runs from base 37 to 1578 and encodes 513 amino acids.
GUGUUCUCUCGCUGGCAAUAUUUGUUGGUAUUAGGAAUGAGUGAAACGCGUGAACAAAUUUUGGAAGAAAUUAAAGUACAAGGUGAUUUGGUGCGAAAAUUAAAGGCGGCCAAGGAACCCAAAGAAAAGAUCGAUGAAGAGGUGGCCAAGUUAUUGGCCCUCAAGGCCAAGCUGGGAGAUGAGCCGGCACAAAAUCAAAAAUUCACCUUGAAGACACCCAAAGGCACAAGGGAUUAUGGUCCACAGCAGAUGAUGUUGCGUCAAAAUGUCCUGGAUAAAAUCAUUGGUGUUUUCAAGAAGCAUGGUGGUGAGGCAAUCGAUACACCAGUCUUUGAAUUGAAGGAAGUAUUAACUGGUAAAUACGGUGAAGAUUCAAAAUUAAUCUAUGAUCUCAAGGAUCAGGGUGGUGAAAUUCUUGCACUUCGCUACGAUUUAACAGUUCCUUUGGCUAGAUAUUUGGCCAUGAAUAAAAUCUCUAGCCUUAAGCGUUACCACAUUGCCAAAGUCUAUCGUAGAGAUAAUCCGGCCAUGACACGCGGUCGUUAUCGUGAAUUUUAUCAAUGCGAUUUCGACAUUGCCGGUAGCUUUGAUCCCAUGUUACCCGAUGCUGAGUGUGUUAAAAUUGUAUCGGAAAUUUUGGAUGUUUUGGACAUUGGAGAUUAUGUUAUUAAACUAAAUCACCGCCAGCUGUUGGAUGGCAUGUUUGAGGCCUGUGGUGUACCAUCAGACAAAUUCAGGACUAUUUGUUCUGCCGUGGAUAAAUUGGAUAAAUCCCCUUGGUCUGAGGUACGUCGUGAAAUGAUUGAAGAGAAGGGUUUAGAUGCUGCUGCUGCCGAUCAAAUUGGUGAAUAUGUCCAGCUAAGUGGUGGUGCUGAAUUGGUGGAUAAAUUGUUGGCUGACCCCAAAUUAAAAUCCGUCCCAGCAGCCGUUAAGGGCCUCGAAGGCAUGCAAUUACUCAUGAAAUACUGCAACAGUAUGGGCCUGGCCCAGAAAAUUAGUUUUGAUCUAAGUUUGGCCCGUGGUUUGGAUUACUAUACCGGUGUCAUUUAUGAAUGUGUAUUAAAGACAGAACCCAAAAUCGUUGCCAAUGGCGGUCCAGGUGCUGCAGAAGAACAAGGCACAGUGGGUUCGGUGGCUGGCGGUGGUCGUUAUGACAAUUUGGUUGGCAUGUUUGAUCCCAAAGGCAAACAGGUACCCUGUGUGGGAGUCUCGAUUGGUGUGGAACGUAUUUUCUCCGUAAUUGAGGCCAAGGCUGCUGCCUCCGGUGUUAAACAACGUACCAAUGAGGUUGAAGUCUACGUGGCUUCAGCCCACAAGGGCUUGCAUGAAAAACGUUUAAGUAUUCUGAAUGAUUUGUGGAACCAGGGUAUUAAGGCUGAACAUUCGUACAAGCUAAAUCCCAAACUAUUGGCCCAACUGCAACACUGUGAGGAGCAACAAAUUCCCUUGGCUGUUGUGUUUGGCGAUUCGGAAUUGGAAAAGGGCAUUGUUAAGUUGCGUGAGGUAACGACACGCAAGGAGGAGGACAUUGCCGUCACUGAAUUGGCCAAUGAAAUUAAAAAGAGAUUGCGUAGCUAA